CGCAGGCCGACGGGCAGCAGGCGGGAGUGGAGGAUGCUGGGAACUGUAGUUCUGCCCUAUCGCCACCUGCACCCGCCUGACUGCUCCAGGACUGGAAGAUAAGACUCCACCCCGCCCACUGAGGUGGGUCCUACGGCAAAGCAAUGUUUUUACCCCAUUCUUGGAACCUGCUUCUUCGAAGUGAAGAGCCUUUGGGUGAAAGCAGAGAGGGAAAACAGCAUUUGAAAGGCUUUUUGCUGCAGUGAGAAGAUGCAGGACAAGAGUGACUUAAAGAAGAGAUUCUUUGCCUUGUAGUUCACCACGGUUUAACAUCCCAUUCCUGUUGCAUGCAGCCAGCAUGUCAGCCCUUGCCAAGGAAGUUCACAGGUACCCAGUUGACUCAUGGGCAGGCUCCGACAGGCCACACCUUUUGCUGGAAACCUACAUAACAACAAUGGAAGAAGGAAGGUGUCCUUCUUUGGCUGCUUGCCCACACAUUGGAGCCUGUUACUUUGGGAUUCCAGCAUAUAUAGAAGACCAGCUGAGACUCAGCCUUGUGGGACUCAGCAACUACUAGAUUCUUGGAGUUUCCAUUCACAGCUAACCAUUGCUGGAAUGCAGCCUGCCUACCGCUUCACUGUUGGCAAGACAAUGCCUCCUUUUGCCCAGUUCUUUGAAAAACAGGCUGACAACAAGAGGGAAGUUGCAGAUCAACUCCUAAGACAGCUAUGGAAACGUAAGAUCCCUGUGAAUAGGAUCUGCCCUCCAAUUCACAAGAAGCCUAAUAUGAAUGAAAUAACCACUCCUAUACAAGCCAUAACAUUAGCCCAGGAGCUGGAAAAAACAUUAACACAGAACCUGAAAGAGCUAAAGAAUCUAGCUACUAGACAUCGUGAAACUGAUCUCGAAAAGCUUGUGAAACCAUUUCUCAACACACAGAGUACAAAUGAACAGUAUCUGAAAAAUCAACAUACUUCUCUGGAAGGAGCAAAACCGAAGGAACAAAAGAAACCACGGCUUGAAAAGCCGUCUACCUCAUCAGGUGCAGGGAUUUAACCUCGAAGGGUAAAGAAGCAAGUUGGGGAUCACAAAGUCAGUGAUUUGAGAACCUUCAUUGCUUCAUAUUGCUGAAGACUGCUUUCCUUUCCAUUUUCCUAAUGCUCAU
Peromyscus maniculatus bairdii (prairie deer mouse) is the source of this 1144-nucleotide messenger RNA. Lineage: Eukaryota; Metazoa; Chordata; Mammalia; Rodentia; Cricetidae. The record is from RefSeq and is a predicted model, not a curated record.